AUGAAGCGUGUGCAGAAUGGGGACCACGUAGUCAGGCUUCAUGAGACCUACGAAGAUGACUGCUUUGUAUACAUGGUCAUGGAGCUCUGCCAGGGUGGUGAACUCGUGGCCUUUUUGUUGGAGCAGGGAACGCACACCGAGGCCCAGGUGGUUCUGGUGAUGCGGCAGGUCUUCAAGGCCGUGGCCUUCCUCCACAGCUGCGCCAUCUGCCAUCGAGACCUGAAGCCCGAGAACCUCCUCCUCCUGCACCGACAGCCAAUCAAGGACAACAUCUUGAAGGUCACGGACUUCGGCCUCUCGGCGCUUUGCCCCCAUGGCUCAGAUCUCCGCGGCAUGAUGGGCACGCUGCCGUAUAUGGCUCCGCAGGUGAUCUCAGGCCGCUACGACCUUGCUGCCGACCUGUGGAGUUGCGGAGUGCUUACCUACCUGCUGCUGAGUGGCUAUCCUCCCUUCUGGCACGACACGGACAUGAUGAAGACUACUGCCGCCAUCAAGCGCGGCAACUUUGCUUUUCCCAUGCAGGAUUGGUCGGCGAUCUCCCAGGAUGCUAAGGCGAUGGUCCGUGAGCUUCUAAAGAUGAAUCCAGCGGAACGCAUCACCGCAAAAAAUGCCUGCCAGCAUGCUUGGUUGACUACAACUCCCGCGGCCACUGUACUCGACGGCUCCCUGCAUCGCCUUCGCCGCUUCAUGAAGGCGAUCAAUGUCACGCAGGUCGUGUCAGAGGAUCCUUUGCUGGGCAAAGCAAGGCCGCAGUCCAUGAUGGAGUCUUUCUUCUCCGUCGUUCAGAGCUCGAUGUCAGCGGUCUGCAGCCCCUGCUCCGCAGAAAGCUGUUCCGCCUCUUUCCAGCACCAGGUGCAGUAUGUUCGCCCUGGUACCCUCGCAGACACUCAGUUCAGCGUGGGGAUGAGGGUCCACUACCAAUCCAUCACUCAUCGAGCUUGGCUUCCCACGGUAGUGGUCGAUGUGAAUGAUGCCGGCGAUGUGGAGAUUGAGAUCAAGCCCCGAGUGUGGAUCGCGCCCGCCGAUCAGGUGAACCUCCUGCGAGCCCAGGCAGCGGGGGAGGGAGGGCUUCCUGUGGGAUUGCAAGGUUGGGGCUUGAAAACAGAAGCUUCGAAGCAACCAAGCAGGCAAGGGAAGGCCCUCGUUUGGGGCUUUCUCGGGAUGACCUUCACCACGCCUCGCAGGCACGCUGCGUUCCGUAGGCCCCAUGGCAGCCGCGGGACUCUUACCUCGCCUCUUCGAAGCUUGUCGGAGUCCGAUGCCCUUCGCGUGCUGGGCGUGGACCUUGACGAGGUCGACACGCAAGCCCUGCGCCGGUCUUUUCGCGCCAAGGCGAAGACGGCGCACCCAGAUGCUGGAGGAAGCAAAGAGGACUUCCAGCAGCUCCGGGCGGCGUAUGCGCUGUUGCGGAAAGCCGUCCGACAGGGAGGGCUUCAAGAAGCAGAAGCAGACCGGAAACGGGACCAAGAACGUUGGGAGCGGUGGGAGGAUGAGGUGGAGCGAGGACAAGAACUGGCACAGGAGGGUGACGUGGUCUACUGGAGGCCAAGCCGUGACGACGGCUGGUCCACAGCACUGGUCCUGGCUGUCCAAGUCUUGUACGAGCCCUCCAGCGGGCCGCAUGGCUGGAUUUACCUGCAGCCCCUUCUGCCCGGAAAGGGCGACCUCUUCGAUGCCGACGAGGAUGCGGAGAUGGAACAGGUAGAGCCCGUGAGCCUCGACGGCGUCAAUUGGGCGUUCGCCAGCCACGCAGAGGAGAUCGGAGGAGGGGCUUGGAAAGUGUCACCCCCUGAAUACCUCCCGCCGUAG
Molecule: messenger RNA, 1809 nt
Organism: Symbiodinium natans
Lineage: Eukaryota; Dinophyceae; Suessiales; Symbiodiniaceae
Source: the annotation of a GenBank genome assembly